GCUAACAGAAGAAGAAGAAGAGAAUAUGAAUCAAAUGCCUAUUCCCUUCUUCUUAUCUUUCUGUUAUUCCAAUUCCAAUUCCAGAUAUUUAUUAUUUUUAUUUCUCACAAAUAACCUCUUAAUACCAUACCAUUCCAUGUGACACUCUAAACAACUCAAUUCGAUCAUUGCGUUGGAGCUGAUCAACAUGGGUAACUCCACCAGUGUAACUACGACCAAGGGACAAAAACCACCUGAAACUCACACACACAAUAACGAGGUCUCAGUCAUCAAUCUUUCUUCACACCAAGGGCCAGAUGCAGUUUUGCGAGAUGGAAAGGAAAUACUUUUUCAGGCAUUUAACUGGGAGUCUCACAAAUACGAUUGGUGGGCAAAUUUAGAAAGCAAAGUUCCGGACAUAGCUAAAGCUGGAAUCACUUCAGCAUGGUUGCCACCGCCAACUCAUUCCUUCUCGCCUGAAGGUUACACUCCUCAGAACCUUUACUCUCUUAAUAGUAAAUAUGGUUCUGAGCAUCAAUUAAAAGCUUUACUUCAAAAGUUGAAGCAACAGAAAGUCAGAGCAAUGGCUGAUAUAGUUAUCAAUCAUCGUGUUGGUACCACCCAAGGACAUGGAGGGAUGUAUAAUCGUUUUGAUGGAAUUCCAUUACCGUGGGAUGAACGUGCUGUAACAUCAUCUACUGGUGGACUGGGUAAUCGAAACACUGGGGCCAUUUUCCACGGGUUUCCCAAUAUCGACCAUACUCAAGAUUUUGUGAGAAAGGAUAUCAUAGGAUGGCUUCAGUGGCUUCGCCAUAAUGUAGGCUUUCAGGAUUUUCGUUUUGAUUAUGCAAAAGGAUAUUCACCAAAAUAUGUGAAAGAAUAUAUUGAAGGACCAAAGCCAAUGUUAUCUGUUGGGGAGUAUUGGGAUACAUGCAACUACAACGGUUCUACUUUGGACUAUAACCAAGAUAACCAUAGACAACGAAUAAUCAAUUGGAUUGAUGGCACUGGACAGCUUUCAACUGCAUUUGACUUCACAACGAAGGGAAUUCUCCAGGAAGCUGUCAAGAGAGAAUUUUGGCGUCUGCGUGAUGCUCAAGGGAAGCCACCUGGUGUGAUUGGAUGGUGGCCUUCAAGAUCAGUCACAUUUGUAGAUAAUCAUGAUACUGGCUCAACUCAGGCUCACUGGCCCUUCCCCUCUGAUCAUGUUAUGGAGGGGUAUGCAUACAUAUUGACUCAUCCUGGGACACCAACAAUUUUCUAUGACCACUUUUAUGAUUGGAAUAACUCAUUUCAUGAGCAGAUUGUGAAGUUGAUUGACACUCGCAAGCGUCAAGAUAUUCAUAGCAGAUCACCUAUUAGGAUUCUGGAGGCCAAGCACAACGUUUACUCUGCAAUCAUUGGGGAGAAAGUGUGCAUGAAGAUUGGAGAUGGUUCAUGGAGCCCAUCUGGGAGGGAAUGGACACUCUCAACAUGUGGCUAUAACUAUGCUGUAUGGCACAAGUAGUGUUCAUGUAGCUUGACCCUUCCUCUCCAUGGUUGGUUGUGUACUGAAAUGAUGAGGAAUUAUGUGCUUCUUAAUAGUAUGCUUUUAAUUAUAAUUCUAACUCUAAUACAUGAUGAAAAUGUAGCUCUUUUUGUUUUUGGCAGCUAGUAGGCUUUGUGGAAAUAAUAGCUGCUUGUUUCUGUAAUAUGUAACAAUAAACUGCAACUAUGUGGUGGCUAGGAGACUAACCUAUUUAUAUUAAAACAUAUCCUAGAAAAACUUGGAGCGAGGAGAGAAACUCCUCUCUUGAAACUUCUAAUGCUUACCUUCCUCUUAAACCGCUUCGUUCUAAACGAAAAAUUGUGAAUGAAGAGAGCGGUAAGUAUCUUAAGGCAUUUGAUAAUAAAUAUCUAGAGGCAAAAUUACCAUCGUGGAU
Messenger RNA from Medicago truncatula (barrel medic), 1901 nucleotides. RefSeq names its product probable alpha-amylase 2. NCBI's taxonomy places the organism in Eukaryota, Viridiplantae, Streptophyta, Magnoliopsida, Fabales, Fabaceae. Bases 188 to 1486 code for a protein of 432 amino acids. The record is from RefSeq and is a predicted model, not a curated record. Gene Ontology annotation, molecular function: alpha-amylase activity; calcium ion binding. Gene Ontology annotation, biological process: carbohydrate metabolic process. The transcript is spliced from 12 exons.